AUGGACGCUUUGAUUAGCACCGGCCGCUGCGAGGAGCUUCGCGACCUCAGCGUGGUGAACCUCAUCGUGUCAAUUCUUCUCGUAAUUGGAAUGCUUAUCAGCUACCUCCCCCAACACGUACGCAUCAUCAAGCGCCGCACCUCCGAGGGCAUCUCGCCCUACUUUGUCCUGCUCGGCACCACAUCCGCGACCUCGGCGUUUGCCAAUAUCCUCCUUCUCCCGAAGUCUCGUCAGGAUGUUGCCUGUUGUAAGGAGCUCGAGGCAUUCCACUGCGUGGCCGGUUUGCUUGGGAUUGCUCAGCUCGGCGUGCAGUGGAUAUGCUUUACCUUCAUCUUCGUCCUCUUUCUCGUAUUCUUUCGAUACGGUUCCAAUAACGACGACGAUGACCACGCCGACGCCGACGAUGAACAAGACACGGGAGUUGAGCGUCCACGGUGGCAGACUGCGCUGGUCGUUGCGUCACUGACGCUGCUGCACGGCCUGGCUGUCAUUGUUAUCACGGGAAUCUUGUCGACUCUGGCGAAGGAACAUCUCCCUACCUGGGCUAACACCCUCGGUGUCAUGGCUGCGAUUCUUGCUGCUGUGCAAUACAUACCGCAGAUUUGGACAACAUACAAUUUGAAGCAUGUCGGCAGUCUGAGCAUCCCCAUGAUGUGUAUACAGACUCCCGGCGGCUUCGUAUUUGCGGCCAGCCUCUUUGCUCGGCUCGGCUGGGCUGGCUGGAGCUCUUGGGGUAUCUUCGUUUUGACCGCCACGAUGCAGGGUGUCUUGCUCAGUAUGGCAAUCUACUACGAGGUCCAGGCCCACGCUAGCAGUACCGAUCCCUCGAAGCCGCAAACAAACGGACUCAACCACGGCACAACCCGCCAUACGUCUGAUGCGCGCUCUAACUUGCAGACAAUCCUCGAUCGUCAAGACAGCGGCGCAGCGACGGAUACCACCCCGCUCUUGAGAAGCGGUGGAGGUGGAGAUUCUCACCAGAGUUACGACACAAAUCGGCGUUAA
Messenger RNA from Dichotomopilus funicola, 1005 nucleotides. RefSeq lists its product as uncharacterized. The transcript has 3 exons. NCBI's taxonomy places the organism in Eukaryota, Fungi, Ascomycota, Sordariomycetes, Sordariales, Chaetomiaceae. The coding region runs from base 1 to 1005 and encodes 334 amino acids. Gene Ontology annotation, cellular component: membrane. The record is from RefSeq and is a predicted model, not a curated record.